Hevea brasiliensis (rubber tree) is the source of this 1041-nucleotide messenger RNA. RefSeq lists its product as uncharacterized. The record is from RefSeq and is a predicted model, not a curated record. The coding region runs from base 373 to 735 and encodes 120 amino acids. The transcript has 2 exons. Lineage: Eukaryota; Viridiplantae; Streptophyta; Magnoliopsida; Malpighiales; Euphorbiaceae.
GAAAUCACUUGGGGAGUCACGCCUCACACUUUUCUCUGCUGUAUAAAACAAAGUGGACCAAGCGCUCUCCUCCUCCAAAACUCAGUUCUCACAACCCUCUCUAAAACCCACUUCCAUGGUUCCGCCCCCAAGAAUACGCAAAAGACCCAAUUAUUAAGGACUCUCUCUCUCUCUCUCUCUUUCUCUUUAAUACCACCUAAACCUAAAGCACUUGAAAACCCAUCAACUAAACUAAAAAUGCAUUUAUAUUUAUGAUCCAUCAAAUCAAGUACCUCUCCAGAGCAGAUCAAAACCAAAACCCGGUUACCAGCUGAUACAAAUUUAGCUCAAACAAAUCCAAAACCCAUCUUAAAAGAAAGAUAAACAUACAUUAUGUCUGCUGCCUAUGGGGUCACCCUUCCUCUCAUUCUGCUCUUGCUGCUUUUGGCUAAUGUCAUCAGUUACAGUGAAGCAAGUACAAGUGUAGCCCAAGCAAAUGGGUCUGCAACUACCAAUGAGAUGGUGCCGUUGAUGGAGCCAGAGAAGGUUGUGGAGACGAGAAUGAUGUUGAAUGAGAGCAGGAGGAGGUUGGGUAGCUUCCAGAUAUGUGCACUUUGUACUUGCUGCGGAGGUGCUAAGGGGCUUUGCUUGCCUUCUCCUUGUUGCUAUGCCAUCAAUUGCAACAUUCCCAACAGGCCCUUUGGUUUCUGUUCUUUCACUCCCAAGACCUGUAAUUGCUUUGGAUGCCAUAUCUAAAUCUUCAUAUUUUGCAUUAUUUUAUUUCUGGGGGUCAUCUCCUUGAUUCUGCUGAAGUGUGAAUGGGAAGAAGAAUAUCUGUUCUUCAUUUGUUUGUUUAUAAUUAUAUUAUUAUUUACAAGAAUACUAUUAGUGUUGACGGUUGCUAUUUCCAGAGGGAAUUGUGUAUAAAUUUUUAUGGAAGUAGCAGUGCCUUAAGAUAGUGGCAGAGCUAGGAUUAACAAUAUAUGAUGUUUGGGGAAACAUUGUUCUUUGUUUAUUAAGCUACUGUUGCGUGUGAUAAUUCAAUUAGUUGUUUGAAGAAUA